GUUUUCCCUCCCCUUUUGUGGGCGUAUGUCUUGUCUUGGUUUCCCUGUCUUCUGUGUGUGUGUUUGUCUGGAGCUGGGCGGAGCUGGAGUUACCACUUACCUGCACACCUGCUCACCAUCAGCCAUCUUCAAUCAAGCCACCUGCCAACUAUCAGCCACCUGCACACCUGCUCACCAUCAGCCAUCUUCAAUCAAGCCACCUGCCAACUAUCAGCCACUUCCACUCUCCCCUGGAUAUAAGCCUGGUUCAGUUCAGCACUCGGCGCCAGAUUGUCAACUUUGCUCAGUAAUAGUGAGACGAACUUUGGCUCUGUAGUUCUCGUUAUUUAUAGAUAUUCUUGCUUGCUAAUCCCACCGAAUUCUCUGUCCUCAGUUCCUGCCCUUGCCUGCUUCCCCCCCGGACUCUUACAACUACCUCUGCUCCAGCUCCAGCCCCAGCACUGCACCGCUCCAGCUCCAGCUCCAGCUCCAGCCCCAGCUAACUCCUUCACCUUCAUUAAAGAAAUUUUUGUUGCAACUCUUUCGUUGACUCAGUGUCUGCAUCAUAGGUCCAGUUCUAGUCAACCAUGACAGAACAAUCUGGCCAUGACAUGGACCCUGCAGACCUCGGCUCUGAAGCACACCCCGUCCAGCGAGCUGUCAGUCAUCAGGGUGUGAUCAUUGGACAACACGAACACAGCAUUCGCGUCCUGUCCGCGGACAACCAGGCUCUUGCCCAGCAAGUAUCUUCAUUAACCGCACAAGUUUCAGCUCUACUCUCCGCUUUUUCAUCAGCUUCAACUGCUUCUGCCCAUCCUGCAGCCUCUGCUCCACCAGCACGGCAGGAUUCCCGAGCGACGGACCCAGAUCCUUAUUCAGGUCAGCCAAGUCUUUGUCGAGGUUUUUUGUUCCAGUGUACGUCUGUUUUUCAGUUAAAACCCACAUCAUUCACCUCAGACACCUCCCGGAUUCAGUAUAUUUGUGGUCUGUUAAGGGGCAGGGCUCUGGCAUGGGCUGAAGCCAGGUUUUCCCGGCAAACAUUUAAUGACAUGAGUUAUGGUGAUUUUGUUGAGGAGUUUAAAGGUGUGUUUGACCACCCGGAUUACCAGUCUGAUGCCUCCAUGCGCCUAAUGACCCUCUCUCAAGGACUACGUCCAGUUUCCGAUUAUACCAUUGACUUCUGGACUCUGGCUGCUGAGGUGGAUUGGACUGAUGAUGCCUUGAAGACAGCCUUCAAGAAGGGUUUAAGCAUUCAAAUCAGAGAUGAACUUGUUUCCAGGGAUGAGCCUUUUGACCUGAAGACUCUGAUUUCUCUGUCUAAUAGGAUCGAUGACCGUCUCCGCUCCCACCGUCGGGAGAGAGCUGCGAUGUCCCCAGUUUCCAAACCACAGCCUACAUCUGCCUCUCUGGUCUGCACUCCCAUUCAGGACUCCUCUCCGGGCUCCCCUCAAAUACCACCUGAGGAGCCCAUGCAGCUUGACCGGGGCCAUCUCUCCCAGGAGGAGAGUUCACGGCGCCGUCAGGCAGGCGCAUGCCUAUACUGUGGCAAGAAAGGUCAUUUCAUCUCUCACUGCCCGAUUCGACCAAAAGACAGGGCCCGUCAGUAGCUCUGGGGGUACUGGUGGGCCAAGCAAGAUCCCCCUCUGUCCACCAUAUGAUUGCUCCAUCGACUUGCUCCCUGGUGGUCCGUUGCCUUCCAGUCGUCUCUACAACCUGUCUAAACCUGAACGUGAGGCCAUGGAGGUGUACAUCAGAGACUCCCUUGCAGCAGGGGGCCUCAGUUUUCACCAAGCUCGAUCUCCGGAAUGCGUAUCAUCUAGUGAGGAUCAAGGAGGGAGACGAAUGGAAAACAGCCUUCAACACCCCAUUAGUCCAUAGAGGAACACCAGGAGCAUGUCCGCCUCGUUUUGCAACGGCUGUUGGAGAACAGAUUAUUCAUCAAGGCUGAGAAGUGUGAAUUCCACGCCAGGGAGGUCAGUUUUUUGGGCUUCAUUGUUGGCGAGGGACAACUUCAAACCGACCCAGAAAAGGUGAGAGCUGUGGCAGAGUGGCCAGUUCCAGAGAACAGAAAGCAACUACAGAGGUUCUUGGGGUUUGCAAAUUUCUAUCGGCGAUUCAUCCGGGAUUUCAGCCGUGUGGUCAUCCCUCUAACUCGCCUCACUUCCUCUUCUGUGCAGUUUUGUUGGACUCCCGAAGCAGACUCGGCCUUCUCCAAGUUGAAAGGUCUG
Centropristis striata (black sea bass) is the source of this 2207-nucleotide messenger RNA. RefSeq lists its product as uncharacterized. NCBI's taxonomy places the organism in Eukaryota, Metazoa, Chordata, Actinopteri, Perciformes, Serranidae. The transcript is spliced from 4 exons. The record is from RefSeq and is a predicted model, not a curated record. Bases 1309 to 1857 code for a protein of 182 amino acids.